AGGUGAGGAGCAGCACUUGAAGGCGACAAGAUGCGACGACGUGCGUCAUGACUGACCUGCCGUCCAGCGCCCAGAGCCGCAGCAUAGCAUCAGUGCAGUCGCAUGAUAUAUGCAUAAAUAUAUGUAUAUAUGUAUUAUAUAUCUCUUCUUAGCAACACUUGAUGCCGGGUACCUUGUGGUCACGACCGCUGCCUUGUGAUUAUUCUCUCCAUCAUGACGUCGCACAGCCUGGGAGAUUACUGCGUUUUGCAGCGGGGGAGGUCCCAGAGUGACCCGAGCAGCACCACCGAGGUCCGGCUGGACGAGGCGCACCGAGCCGACGUAAUGGACCAACAGAGGGUGCUACAGUCCGGCUGCCUGGUCUCAGGGGUUCGUACGCCGCCCGUACGCCGCAGCAGCAAGCUGGCGAGCCUGGGACGCAUUUUCAAGCCCUGGAAAUGGAGGAAAAAGAAAAAUGACAAGCUGAAGCCAUCUGCAGCGGUGGAGAAGAAGCCAGCUUUACGACAGCAGCAAGAUGACCUCAUCAAGCGAAACCCCGGGGAGCUGGAGACAGAGUCAGAUCUUGCUUGUGGCGGUAACAGCGAGGAUCAGGACACCCCAACUCACUCAGACGGCGAGGAAAGAGAUGAGGAGCCCGUGGCGCUGCUGGCCAGCACCACUGAAGACGCAAGCAGUGAUUUAGAAACGUCAACAGUACAAGAUGUGUACAAGAUGGAGGAUCCUAAAACCCCGGCAGAGCCCACUCAGAGUGACGACGCAGACCAGGCUGUGCCGGUGGACUCCUGUGACGAGAACUUGCAGGUGGCGAGGGUGGAGGCCACUGAGAGCAGAAAGGAAGUGACCCACCCUCAGAGACGAGCCAGCACCCCACCAGGACCCAACCUGCCAGUCAGAGUUCUCACCAGACUGGGCAGUCUAGAUGGUGCACCUCCACUGAGAGUGAAAAAGUCCCCAGCGACCUUACCCAGGAACUUCACGCUUCCCAAAGACCCGCACGGCUCCCUGCUGAGAGGCCGGAUGCUGACUCCCACCGGCUCUCCCCACCUUGGCGGACUACAUUCUCAGCUGCCCCCCAGUUGCAUAAUUGAGGAACUGCAUCGUGCCCUGGCGACUAAGCAUCGAAAGGACAGCUUCCAGAUGACGGAGGUUCGUGCGUCUCCCAAGCGCAGACUCGACGGUCGCCUGUCACGCGCCUCCAGCACCGAGAGGGAACCCGGUUGCGAGCCGGAGCGCAAGAAGCAGUCCGACGAGAACAAGGAGAAUCGACGUCUGGACGAGUACUUCAGUGACCAGGACAGCUGGAACGAGUCUGUGAUCUCUGGGACCCUCCCGCGCAGGAUGAGGAAGGAGCUUCUGGCUGUGAAGCUCCGGAACCGACCGAGCCAGCAGGAGCUGGAGGACCGCAACAUCUUCCCCGUCCGCAGCGACCAGGAGCGCCAGGUCAUCCGUCAGCAGAUAGAGAUGAAGCUGGCCAAGAGACUGAGCCAGAGACCCGCGGUGGAAGAGCUGGAGAGUCGGAACAUCUUAAAACAAAGAAAUGACCAAACUGAACAGGAGGAGAGGCGGGAAAUCAAACAACGGCUGAACAGAAAGCUCAACCAGCGGCCGACGGUGGGCGAGCUGAGGGACAGAAAGAUCCUCAUUCGCUUCAGUGACUAUGUGGAAGUGGCCAAAGCUCAGGACUACGACCGGCGAGCAGACAAGCCCUGGACCAGACUGUCUGCUGCUGAUAAAGCCGCCAUACGGAAGGAACUGAACGAGUUCAAAAGCACGGAGAUGGAGGUUCAUUCUUCGAGCAAACAUCUGACAAGGUUCCAUCGGCCUUAGCAAGAUUUCUUCUGUGAAGAGCUGCUGAUAUUUGGUUCAGUGUGUGAAGCCCUUGCACAGAGUCUUCCAUGUGUACUGUCCCACAGUCUGUGGGUGUCCUGAUAUUCUGAUAUAUCCAGCAAACCUUGGAGGCUAUGUCUCUCGAAAAGAGCCGGCGAGUGGACAAGAAAGACCAAGCGAAACCUACUCAGAGGAGCACUGACCUUCAUUUUUUCUAAUCAAGACUCUUUUGAAAGACUUUCUUUACAACGCCACAGGGGGGCAAAGGUCCAAGCGGCCCGUUGGCCCAGUUCUUGUAGGAGAAGUCGUCACCCACCCCACCACCGUCCUGUCCCCCGACUCACACCUGGUUCAGUUGACGAGUUUCAUAUCGACAGCAUUAAUGUUCUUAAAAAGGAACCUUUGUUUGUGUACGAGACAACAACCCUUUGUAAGCACUAUUUAUUGUCUGCACAAUACAGGUUUUCUAUUUGUAA
Molecule: messenger RNA, 2303 nt
Organism: Nerophis lumbriciformis (worm pipefish)
Lineage: Eukaryota; Metazoa; Chordata; Actinopteri; Syngnathiformes; Syngnathidae
Gene: phactr3b
Product: phosphatase and actin regulator 3b
Biological process (GO): actin cytoskeleton organization
Molecular function (GO): actin binding
Source: RefSeq, a predicted model, not a curated record